This is a messenger RNA of Trichomycterus rosablanca, 1971 nucleotides long. It is a transcript of the gene serpinc1, whose product is annotated as serpin peptidase inhibitor, clade C (antithrombin), member 1. The record is from RefSeq and is a predicted model, not a curated record. The transcript is spliced from 8 exons. Gene Ontology annotation, biological process: negative regulation of endopeptidase activity. Gene Ontology annotation, molecular function: serine-type endopeptidase inhibitor activity. NCBI's taxonomy places the organism in Eukaryota, Metazoa, Chordata, Actinopteri, Siluriformes, Trichomycteridae. Bases 96 to 1454 code for a protein of 452 amino acids.
UUCACUAUUGAUUCUGAUUCCACUGACAGCUUUUACACUGAACGUGUUGCUUAAAACCUGUUUUUAAGAAGGAUUUCAAAUCUUUACAGGUCAGGAUGAAGUGGUUGGCGUGUGUAGGUGUGUUAUGGAGCUUCUCCAUCAUCUCCUCAGUUCACGGUACCUCAGAAAUCUGCCACGCGAAGCCCAAAGAUCUGCCCCUGGAGCCUGUGUGUAUUUACCGCAACCCCAACGUACCUGACGAUGAAGUACCACCAACCGAGGACCCCGAGAAGAUCCCUGGCUCUACCAACCCACGCGUCUGGGAGUUGUCCAAGGCCAACGGACGCUUUGCUCUUUCUCUCUUCAAACAGCUGUCUAAAGACAAGUCUCCUGAGGCCAACAUCUUCAUGUCACCUCUCAGCAUCUCCACGGCAUUCGCCAUGACCAAGUUGGGCGCCUGCAAUAGUACACUGGAGCAGAUCAUGAAAGUGUUCGAGUUUGAUACGAUAAAGGAGAAGACGUCGGAUCAGGUUCACUUUUUCUUUGCCAAGCUGAACUGUCGGCUCUACCGCAAAACCCACAACACAGUGGAACUGGUCUCGGCUAACCGUCUGUUUGGAGAGCAGACGUUCAACUUCCACGAAAACUACCAGAACAUCAGUGAGAUGGUGUACGGGGCCAAGCUGCUGCCGCUCAACUUUAAGGAGAAACCUGAAAUUUCCAGGUUGAAAAUCAACGAGUUGAUCUCAGAAAAGACCAACCACAGAAUAAAUAAUACUCUACCAGAGGGUUCAAUAGACCUAAAUACCGUCCUGGUCCUGGUGAACACCAUCUACUUUAAGGGUCAGUGGAAGCACAAAUUUAACAGACAUAACGGCAUGACGACCAAAUUCCACGUCAGUGAGACCCAUAGCUGCAGCGUGCACAUGAUGUACCAGGAGAGCCAGCUCCGCUUCGGGAAUUUCCCAGACGAUAAAGUCAAGGUCCUCGAGAUGUUCUACAACGGAGGAGGCAUCUCGAUGGUGCUGGUAUUGCCGAACGAAAACACCAAACUCGCAGAGGUGGAGGAGAAUUUAACUCUCAAGAAACUCAGCGGCUGGUUGAGCGGCAUGACUGAGAAAUCAGUGGCGGUGCAUUUCCCUCGUUUCCACAUUGAGGACAGCUUCAGUCUCAAAGAGAAGCUGCAGGCCAUGGGUCUCAUGGACAUCUUCAGUUCAGAGCAUGCCAGCCUCCCAGGAAUGGUGGCUGAUCUACAAAAUUAUCUGUAUGUCACUGAUGCUUUUCACAAAUCUUUCCUUGAGGUGAACGAAGAGGGCAGCGAGGCCGCUGCCACCACCGCUCUGGUAUUUGCUGGCCGCUCACUCAACCCGAACCGCGAGGUGUUUUACGCUGAUCAUCCGUUCCUGCUCUUCAUCAGAGAAUCUACCAUCAACACACUGAUCUUUGCGGGUCGUGUAGCCAAUCCCUGCAGCUAGAGAGAUAGAUUUACUCCUUUACUUAUAACCAGUGAGUAAAAGACAGAGGAAAAGUAAUCCUAAGAUGUUAUUACGUGCAUUCAACGGGUGGUGGGAUGCUGUUCUAGUUACUUUAUUAUUCAUCACAAAUAAACCUGAAAUUCCUCUCACGGCCUGCUGCGUACGUUAUAAAGCCCUGCUCGCACAUGAUCAGGCUCACAUCGGGACCCAAAGUCUUCUUGAUCAGAGUUGUAAACAUUUCAUACCUUCCGUAAACCAAACCGCCAACUUCUGCCAAUGUAUUACACGCAAUGUACAGUACAUGUGUAAUAAACAGGCAGGAUUUGGGAUUCAUCGUGUGUAAUAUAAAGCCAUGCAUGUUAAAGAGGGUUAAUGAUGGGGAGUCAAUAAAUAAAAUAAAAAGUAAUUGUUUUAAUUACAUUAAUGUAAUCGCUGUCCGUAUGCCGAAGUUUCACUAGUGAAUGAAUGCAUUUAUUGGUCAUAUUCGUAAACAGAACAAUGAAAUUCUUUCUUCGCA